Molecule: messenger RNA, 2070 nt
Organism: Amphiprion ocellaris (clown anemonefish)
Lineage: Eukaryota; Metazoa; Chordata; Actinopteri; Pomacentridae
Product: zinc finger protein OZF-like
Exons: 1
Coding region: 169-1470 (433 amino acids)
Biological process (GO): regulation of transcription by RNA polymerase II
Molecular function (GO): RNA polymerase II cis-regulatory region sequence-specific DNA binding; DNA-binding transcription factor activity
Source: RefSeq, a predicted model, not a curated record
AAGUCUCUCUAUUUUCAGACAUGGUUGUCCUGUUUCCACAGAGGUGCAAGACUUUAUAUUGCUGUUCAGGAUGAUCCCACUGUGAGGAAAAAUGUGAUGGCUGCCCAGACAGGGCUUGGGGGUCAGAGGAUUAAAUGUCUUUUCUGAGAUGUAUGUUUCCUUUUCAUCAUGUUAGUAACUUCUUUCAUGUGCUCCAUUGUCCCUCCAGACCUCCCACAGCAACAUGUCUGUGAAGAGGGAAAGGGUCUCACUAAUGGACAGCUCUGUAACCAGGAGAACAACUUUAGUCAGGACCAUGAGGACCCAGAGACUCCACAGAUUAAUGAGGAACAGGAGAAACUCUGCACCAGUCAGCAGGGAAAGCAGAUUGUACUGAAUCAAGCGACUGAUACCUUUCUACUGACUUCAACUGAUAAGGACAAUGACCACAGUGAAGUAGAACCAAACAGCGAGCAGCUCGUCUCUUACACUUUAGCAGUAGGUGAGAGCCCACAUCAGGACGGAAGUAAACAUGUAGACCCAGAGUCAACUAGAAAUGCUGCGCUGAAGCCAAAGAAGAGUCACAAGAGAAAGAGCAGUCACAGUAACAAUGUGGACAAAUCUUCAUUGUCAGGAGUUCACAAUGAUACUGAUGCAGGUAGAAAGUCUGUAAAAUGUGAUGUUUGUGGAAACACCUUUAUGAAUAAGUGCCAACUCAAGAGGCAUCACCAAAUCCACAAAGGUGUAAAACCACAUUCUUGCAAUACAUGCGGAAAAAGUUUUAGUUUCCGGUAUGAUCUGAAAGUCCAUAUGAGAACUCACACAGGUGAGAGGCCAUAUUCUUGUGAAACAUGUGGGAAAAGUUUCUGUGAUAAUAGUAAUCUGAUUGCCCACAUGAGAACUCACACAGGUGAGAGGCCGUAUUCUUGUGAAACAUGUGGGAAAAGUUUCAGUCAAAAUAGUAGUCUGACUGCCCACACAAGAACUCACACAGGUGAGAAGCCGUAUUCUUGUGAAACAUGUGGGAAAAGUUUCAGUCAAAAUAGUAAUCUGACUGCCCACAUGAGAACUCACACGGGUGAGAGGCUGUAUACUUGUGAAACAUGUGGGGAAAGUUUCAAUACAAGUAGGCAUCUGACUGCCCACCUGAGAACUCACACAGGUGAGAGGCUGUAUUCUUGUAAAACAUGUGGGAAAAGUUUCAGUCAAAAUAUUAAUCUGACUGCCCACACAAGAACUCACACAGGUGAGAAGCCGUAUUCUUGUAAAACAUGUGGGAAAAGUUUCAGUCAAAAUAGUAAUCUGACUACCCACAUGAGAACUCACACAGGUGAGAGGCUGUAUACUUGUGAAACAUGUGGGAAAAGUUUCAGUCAAAAUCAUAGUCUGACUGUCCACCUGAAAACACACUCAGGGGAGAAGCGUAGUCCUGGAACAUCAGUGAGAACAAAGCUUGAAACAACACAAAUUCAUUCACAUCGUUCAGAGUAAAAGUAAGUCUUGUGGAUUUAAAGUGCCUUGAACUCGUUUUGGUGAUUCUUUUUCUUCGUCCCCAUACAUUUGUGUUAUUCUUUAACCUAGCUGUGGACACAUAAGAUGUUUUUGUCUAUAAAUAUUAAUGCUCGUCACGCAGGUCGUUUCCAUUUUCAGAUGUUACGGCCUGUAAUGAACCGAGGUCCAAUGUGUAUUAGUGAGUUUCUUACUUGUCGAGGGAUCAAACUGAAUUUGAAAAGCACUGAAUGUCAAUCCUUUAUCUCUGCAUGAUUUUUUAACAUUUGAUUUUAGGAUUUCAUUUCUGUCAUAUUUUUAUGUUAAACAGGAGUGUUAUGUGUGCUACAGCUUCAGUCUCAUGUCUAAUUGAUGCACCUUUGUGUCGCAGUGUUUUUAUUUCACUUCAGGCCUUCAGCUGAGUGUUGUAGUUACUGAGAGUCCGUAGACAAGCACUGUUUCAGCACGAAGCACUUGAACUGUAUUUGAGAACUUGAACUUGAUUGUUUUGUUUGGAAUAUGAAGUUUUAAAUGUAAAGCAGUUGUCGUGAAGAAAGAGCAGGCAUGUUUGUGGCACGUUUCUUUGUACAGUUGUACAUAAUA